AUGGCAAACACUAUUGCAUCUAUUCCUACAUUGGACCUCAAUGAUGGUACCUCCAUCCCUAUUGUUGGGUAUGGCACUGGCACCGCAUGGUUUAAGAGGUCCGACACCGGUAUCAAUCAUGAAUUGGUCGAAUCAAUCAAGACGGCAACGAAACUAGGAUACCACCACCUCGAUGGGGCUGAAAUCUACCAGACCGAGGAGGAACUGGGACAGGCAAUCAAAGAGAGCGGGGUGCCUCGAGAGAAACUCAUCGUGACAACCAAGGUCAUCACCAAUAUCGCCGAUAUUUCUCAGGCCAUUGAUACCAGCCUCAAGAAGCUCCAGCUUGACUAUGUGGACCUGUAUUUGAUUCAUUCUCCGUUCUUUGCAAAGUCCAAAGAAGAGCUUCAAGCUGCCUGGGCUGCUAUGGAGCAAGUUAAGGCAUCUGGGAAGGCCCGGUCUAUUGGUGUGUCCAAUUUCCUCCAAGGUGACUUGGAGACGAUUCUCGAAACUGCUAAAGUGGUACCAUCUGUGAAUCAGAUUGAGUUCCAUCCUUACCUUCAACAUGGCAAUCUUGUUCCCUACCAAGAGAGCAAAGGUAUCAAGACUGUUAGUUAUGGUGGUCUCACUCCUGCCACCCGGGCUCAGGGUGGGCCAUUGGACCCUCUGCUCUCUUCCUUGGCCACCAAAUAUGCAGUCAGCCAGUCCGAGAUCCUGUUACGCUGGACUAUUGACCGUGGCUGUGUGUCUAUUACCACCAGUGGCAAAGAAUCCCGCCUAAGCAGCUAUUUACGCAUAUUUACAUUCAAACUGACACCUGAAGAGGUUGAUGAGAUCUCUAAGAUAGGCGAGAAGAACCAUUACCGUGCAUUCUGGCGUGAGAAGUUUGCAGAGGAUGAUCGUUCGUGA
Molecule: messenger RNA, 888 nt
Organism: Penicillium crustosum
Lineage: Eukaryota; Fungi; Ascomycota; Eurotiomycetes; Eurotiales; Aspergillaceae
Product: aldo/keto reductase
Exons: 3
Coding region: 1-888 (295 amino acids)
Molecular function (GO): oxidoreductase activity, acting on NAD(P)H as acceptor
Source: RefSeq, a predicted model, not a curated record